Adineta ricciae is the source of this 1551-nucleotide messenger RNA. The record is from the annotation of a GenBank genome assembly. Lineage: Eukaryota; Metazoa; Rotifera; Eurotatoria; Adinetida; Adinetidae.
AUGGCAGCGUCAUCGAAUUACGUUAUCGAAGUGCGAAUUGAUGUUCUUAAAACAUUGAAAAUUGCUGGAUUGGCAACUGGAGCCAUAGCAGCGAUUGGUUUGGGUGUGUAUUAUUUUCACCAACGAACUCAACGUGCUAAACGCGUCACUUUCCGAGAGGAAGUCAAACAUAUUCUUGAGCCUUUUCAAUUAACCGACGAGCAACUUCGUCGUGUUAUGGCAAAUUUAAAUACGGAAAUGACCAAUGGUUUACGAUCCGAUGAUGAACGAGAGAAGAAUGAUUUAGCGAUGUUUCCAACUUAUGUUCAUCAUGGUCCAAGUGGUCAAGAAAUCGGGGAAUACUUAGUCGUGGACUUAGGUGGCUCGAAUUUUCGUGUGUCACACGUGAAUAUCGAAGGACGAAAUCGCAUACGAUUGAACAAUAAAAUAUUUCUUAUUCCUCAUUCGCUGCUGUUGGGUGAAGGUGACAAAUUGUUUGAUUAUAUUGCUGAGUGCUUACAACGAUUUAUUGAUGACAAUAAAUUAGCCUUACAUAAACCAGCUGACUACAAAUUUGAUCUGGCGUUUACAUUCAGUUUUCCAUGUAACCAAACAAGCUUACGACAAGCCAGAUUGGUAUCAUGGACAAAAGGUUUCAGUUGCACCGGUGUUGUGGGUAAUGAUGUGGUUCUUUUACUGCAACAAGCCAUCGAUCGUCAUAAAGGACUAAAUAUCCAAGUCGUAGCUUUGGUUAACGAUACUGUCGGCACACUGAUGGCAUGUAGUUCGAUAUAUCGUGAUUGUAAAGUAGGUGUUAUUCUCGGCACAGGAUACAAUGCAUGCUAUUUCGAAAAUGUCGAUAAUGUCCCGAAGUGGAAAGGAGUACGAGAUCAAUCAAGAAAACAAAUUGUUAUCAACACAGAAUGGGGUGCGCUCGGAAAACAUGGCUGUUUGGACUUCAUUCGAACCAGUGUUGAUCGAGAAUUGGAUGAAUCUAGUUCGACACCAAAUCAACAAGUUUUUGAGAAGAUGAUUUCUGCACUCUAUCUUGGAGAAAUUGUUCGUCUGAUAAUUGUCGAUUUGGUUCAACGUUCAAUACUUUUGCCUGGUCGUAUGCAAAAAACGCCAAGUCUUCGAUCAGAUUACAACAUUUUCCUUAUUCUACGAGGUAGUUUUUACGCAAAACACGUGGCCGACAUCGAAUCGGACAAUACGGAGGACUUAUCAGUAACAUCGUCUAUUCUUACUUCUAUUGGCAUCCAUGAUCCAUCCUAUGAUGAUUGUUAUCUUAUUCGAGAAGUUUGCCGAACUGUCUCACUUCGAGCAGCUAAAUUAGCUGCAGCCGCUAUUGCUGUUUUGGUCAAUCGUCUCAAUCAACCGUCAGUGACUGUCGGUAUUGAUGGAACAUUGUUUCGUCAUCAUGAAAAAUUCAAAAAGAAUCUGGCACGUACACUGAGUCGACUCGUACCUCGCACGCAUCGUUUGGUUCUUUCUGAAGAUGGUUCAUCAAAAGGUUCAGCCUUGGUUGCUGCCGUCGAUCGACGUAUGAGAGAAACUGGCUUCUCUUCGUAA